UUUUUUUUUUUUUUUUUUUCUAUUUAAAAUAGCACUUUUUUUUUCUUCUUCUUUUGUACGAGCCGUUUUCAUUUUCUUCCAACUCUUUUAUAUUUCUUUAAAAUGGCUACUCAAGCGCUUGUUGAUAUUACCACACUUUCUCCCAAGUUCCAAGACCUUUAUGCCAAGGCCAAGAUCUUUGUUGAGGAAGAAUGUAUUCCUGCUGAAAAGACCUUUGAACUUCAAAUGGGUCAAAACGAAACCAGAUGGAAGAUCAUUCCUGCUAUUUUAGAAGAACUUAAAGUCAAAGCAAGAGCUCUUGGUCUCUGGAACCUCUUCUUGAACCAAGACUACCCCGAAGGUGCUGGUUUAACUAACCUCGAGUAUUCAUUGAUUGCUGAAAUCACCGGUCGUUCACCCAAGUUGGCACCUGAAGCCAUGAACUGCUCUGCUCCCGACACUGGCAACAUGGAGGUCUUUGCCAAGUACGGUUCUCCCGCUCAAAAGGAAAAGUGGCUUAAGCCUCUUUUGGACGGUAAGAUCCGAUCCGCAUUUGCCAUGACCGAGCCUAGAGUUGCUUCUUCCGAUGCCACCAACAUUGAGACGUCCAUUCGUCGUGUAGGUAACGAGUAUGUGAUUAACGGUUUAAAGUGGUGGAUCUCUGGUGCCGGAGAUCCUCGUUGUGCUGUUUAUUUAUUAAUGGGUAAAACUGAUCCCGAUAAUAAGAACCCUCAUCGUCAACAAUCCAUUGUCAUUAUUCCCGCCGAUGCUCCUGGUAUUACAGUGGUUAGACCUAUGAAGGUCUUUGGUUAUGAUGAUGCACCUGAGGGUCAUUGUGAAAUCAUCUUUAAGGAUGUCCGUGUACCUCUCGAGAAUAUGGUGUUGGGUGAAGGUCGUGGCUUUGAAAUCAUUCAAGGUCGUCUUGGUCCUGGUCGUAUUCAUCAUUGUAUGCGUUGUAUCGGUAUGGCUGAACGUGCUUUAGAAUUAAUGUUGAACCGUGUUACCGAUCCUAGUCGUCGUACCUUUGGUAAGCUUUUGGCUGAACACGGUACUGUUGUUACAGAUAUCGCUACCUCUCGUAUCGAAAUCGAUCAAGCUCGUUUCUUGGUCUUGAGUGCUGCUCGCAAGAUUGAUCAAGUCAAGGCAAAGGGUGCCAUGAAGGAAAUCGCUAUGGCUAAAAUCGUUGCUCCCAAUAUGUUGCUUAGUGUCUUGGAUCGUUCCAUGCAAGCUCAUGGUGCCGCCGGUAUCUCUCAAGAUACUCCCUUGGCUCACUUCUAUGCCUCUGCUCGUACCUUGAGAUAUGCUGAUGGUCCCGACGCCGUUCAUCAAGCACAAGUGGGUAAGGUUGAACUUCGUCGUGCUGCUGACAUUACUGCUAAAAUGAAGCAACAAAAAGAUAAGAGCGAUCGUCUUGCUGCCAAUGCCAAGCUCUAAAUCUCUAUUCCCUUUCUUUUCUAACACACAUCCAAUUUUGUAUAAUAUCCCUUUUUUUUUUUUUUUUUUUUUUUUUUUU
Molecule: messenger RNA, 1492 nt
Organism: Mucor mucedo
Lineage: Eukaryota; Fungi; Mucoromycota; Mucoromycetes; Mucorales; Mucoraceae
Product: acyl-CoA dehydrogenase/oxidase
Exons: 5
Coding region: 103-1413 (436 amino acids)
Molecular function (GO): flavin adenine dinucleotide binding; oxidoreductase activity, acting on the CH-CH group of donors
Source: RefSeq, a predicted model, not a curated record